UAACAAACAAAAGUGACCAAAAUGCUCUAAAAUAUGUUGGUGAAAAAUCGGACUUUACCUUGAAAGGCAACGACAGUCCAGUUUCCACUUUGGCAAAACAAACGAGACUCUUAAAGGAGGGGAAAAAAACCAAACAUCCCCCUAGUGGCAACUCCAGCGGCUUGGCGUUAGCAGCUCGGAGAGGAAGAGGCUGUUUGGAUUAAGGGGGUUGGGCUGCCUGCUGGUAGGAAACCUGCCGCCAGACAUCCAGUUUGUCUCCGGCGGUGCAGCGCAGCUUUCCCGCAGCAUCAGCAGCAGCGACGCCGCAGAGCAUCCUCCAGCCUCACCUGCUCCUCAUCUGCGCUCCCUCCGCCUCUGUCCACACAAACAGUGCCGCAGCACGGAGGAACCGGGCGGACAAGGACGAGCAGCUCAGGCUUCGGGGAAAUAAAGGAAUACUAAAGGCUGAAGAUGGUGAAACUGGGGAGUAAUCUGCAGGACAAAGGCGCCAAACCUGUGAGCGUGGAGGACGGCUUUCAGAAUGUGCCCCUCAUCACUCCACUGGACGUUGGCAGCCUCCAGAGCCAAGCACCUGACAAGGUGGUGGUGAAAACCCGCACGGAGUACCAGACAGAGAAGAAGCGGCUGAAGGUGCCCAAAGUGGAGGAGUUCACCAUCAGUUUUACUGAUGGAGUGUCUGAGAGACUUAAGGUGACGAUUCUGAUCAUCCUGGCCUUGGCCUUCCUUGCCUGCAUUGUGUUCCUGGUGGUUUAUAAAGCCUUCACCUACGACCACGCCUGUCCAGAUGGAUUCAUUUAUAAGCACAAGCGGUGUAUCCCAGCCUCUCUUGAGGCCUACUACGCUGCCCAGGAUGCCAACUCCAGGGGCCGUUUCUAUACAGUGAUCAGCCACUACAGCAUGGCCAAGCAGACCACCUCGCACUCUGUCUCCCCCUGGCUGCCUGGAGGGUCAGGAGGGCGCGACGCCAAACCCCCGAGUGGCGGUGAGGGCCACUGAGUUAGCUGAAUGGUUAAAGGAUGUAAAGACACACAUGCAGACAUGAAGACGUACAUGCAGACACAGGCCGACAACAUGUCAGUGAAUAUUUAGACUUGUAGACAAAAGAGACAGAUUCACACAAGAGUACAUAUAUAGAGUGAAAUCGUGCAUGCAGACAUUAAACCCCACAAGCACAUUUGUAUUCAGAUUAACUUGUCUGCUCUUUUAUGUGCUCAUUCUUAUCGAGGGGCAUCCGAUCUCUUACUCUGUUGAGGUUAUCAUCAUCUGCUGACGUACACCCACAUCCACCUGCAGUCUGCUCUCUUGUUAUCUUGUUUACUCCCUUCCUCAAAAUGAUUAUUCAUUGACUAUCAUGAUUAUUUAUUUUUUACUGUAAUCUAUGGAUGUUUUGUAUGUGAUUACCAGGUAACUCUUUGUACGAAGGCACGAGUUGACGCUGAGAUUCACGCUUCUUUGUGCGAGUCUCUGAAGUCAUAUUUUCCCCAGUGUGUAUACUGUAGUUACUGUAUAGUCAUUCUCAGCCCCUCUUCUUUCUAGCUUUUUUUGUGCAGACUAGGCAACCUCAGGCAUACCUGUCAAAAACUACACAGGCGUAUCACCCAAAAUGUGUCAAAGCUUCAGCUGGUCUGUCUGAGGCCAAGGCCCGCGUCAGUUCUGACUUGACCGAACGAGUUCCCCCCCCCUUCAUUGCUGUUUAAUCGCUCAUACACAAGAAGAAGAACAUUUUAAAUGUGAUGUGCCAUACAUUUUAAAUCCUGAGAUCCUGCAGUGAGCUAAGCUGUACAUAAAGAUGUGCUAGGUUGUGUGUAUGCAUUGUAGUAGCUUUAGGGAGUUUUUCUUCUUCUCCUUUUUUUUAAAAUUAGUCUUACAAUUCCUUUAUGUGAACUACAUAUUGCUUCAGUUGCCAGUCUUGUAGCUUCAUUAAACACAAUGUUGCAGAUGGGAAACAAGAUAUUGUGCAUACAACUGUCUCUUGCCAAAACUAUUUGCCACUGUGUAUUGUUCUGUUUAUGGAUGGGCUUCAGCUGCAGCCGAGUUCUCCUCCUGCACUCUUAUUAUUAUUAAUUUUUUUUCAAUUUGGUAAUGUUGGAUCUGUUGUCAAGAGCGCUUUAAUGAGAUGUUGUGAUGUUGUUAGUUGAUAUGUAGCGAUACCUGGUGUAAUUUAUCCGUGUGCAUCCUUGUCCCUCUUCUCUUGGUUCGAAUUCAAAAUAAAACAAGCUGUGACCUGU
Molecule: messenger RNA, 2228 nt
Organism: Haplochromis burtoni (Burton's mouthbrooder)
Lineage: Eukaryota; Metazoa; Chordata; Actinopteri; Cichliformes; Cichlidae
Gene: nsg2
Product: neuronal vesicle trafficking associated 2
Exons: 5
Coding region: 451-996 (181 amino acids)
Biological process (GO): G protein-coupled dopamine receptor signaling pathway; endosomal transport; clathrin coat assembly
Cellular component (GO): endosome; membrane
Molecular function (GO): clathrin light chain binding
Source: RefSeq, a predicted model, not a curated record